ACCUUUUUCACUUCGUCCGUAGUUGCAGUGCACCGGAGCGGACAUGCUGCGCAGCCCGUCUCAUUAACCCGUAACUCCGAACCCGUAACUCCGAACCCGUAACUCCGCUGUUGCGAGCACCGUUACGCGCCAGCCUCCGACCUCCGCCGGGACGCUCCAGUCCGGGAGACCCUCGCUCAUCAUUCCUGAAGGAGCACGGAGGUGACUGUAGAAGCCAUGGGCAGCAAGACUCUUCCAGCACCAGUACCUCUACACCCGUCCCUCCAGCUUGCCAACUACUCCCUCGUACAAAGUUCCACAGGCCUACAGCUCCCCACAGACCACUUCCCCGGCAUCUACACCUUCAGUGCCUUGCAUGCUAUUCACCUCCACCAGUGGACCCUGGGUUACCCACCUUUGGCUCUGCCCCGCUGCACUAUCGCCAAACUGCCUGCUCCCUUCUCUUCCAUGGCCUCCAUCCCCAUUUUCCCCCACUUCCUUCAGCCCAAACAGGACUCUGCAGGGCUGCUGCCGGGCUCCAAGAACAAGCCCCGUUUUGACUUUGCCAACCUGGCAACAGCAGCCACCCAGAAAGACCCUCUGCAGGCAGAGGACCUGAGCAUGACUGGGGCGGCAGCAGCAGCACAGGCUUUGCCUCGCCACCCGAAUGUGGCCAGCCUCGGCUGCCUCCUGGAUGUGGCGAAGCUUUCCUCGCCUGAGCGCAAGCCCAGCCGCGGCAGACUCCCUUCCAAAACCAAGAAAGAGUUUGUCUGCAAGUUCUGUGGCCGCCACUUCACCAAGUCCUACAACCUGCUGAUACAUGAGCGGACGCAUACGGACGAGAGGCCAUACACCUGUGACAUCUGCCACAAGGCCUUCCGAAGACAAGACCACCUGCGGGACCACAGGUACAUCCACUCCAAAGAAAAGCCCUUCAAAUGUCAGGAGUGCGGGAAGGGAUUCUGUCAGUCUCGGACCCUAGCCGUCCACAAAACGUUGCACAUGCAGGUCAAGGAACUUAAGCCAGCCAAGACCAAAUGAUCCCCCAGCUCAGAAGGAGCAGGGACACUGGAAACCAAAUGAGCCGAGACCACACGGAAAUACCCAGGACCAAAGACGUGUAUUCAUCUCAGCUGUGGGGGAGCGCUCCGUCCUCGGCCUGUCUGCUAUGGUGGGGCGGACAAUGGGGAAAUUCCACCAGGAGGACAUAUUUCGAAAUACUUUUUUUCCUGAAGCCUGGAUUUCUGCAGAGAGAAGUUAUGGAGAGUAGUUUCUCCGAGCUCCGCUAAAAUACCCAGGCUUCAGCAGAGACGUGUAAGCUCGCAGCCUGCAAGGGCAAAGAACACAGCGGAUCUGUGGAAUGUGAAAUUGACCUCUCAGAAAAAGAAAGAAAAAAAAAUCUUGUGGCAGCUCAUUUCCAAAUUGUUUGCUACAAAAGCUUUUAUUCCAAAGACACAAUAAAAAGGGACAUUCCAUCACUUAUGCAACUUAUUGUAAACAGCUGAAACUGAUUGAAGCCAUGUAAGCGUAGCCACUUAUUCCUCUUUAUUAAUAACACAUUCCAAUAUUAUUUUUGUACAGAUAUAUCAAAAUGUAUUUUUGCACUUUAACAUGAUUAUUGAUUAUUUACAUAUUUC
Molecule: messenger RNA, 1616 nt
Organism: Lampris incognitus (smalleye Pacific opah)
Lineage: Eukaryota; Metazoa; Chordata; Actinopteri; Lampriformes; Lampridae
Gene: osr1
Product: odd-skipped related transcription factor 1
Exons: 3
Coding region: 217-1020 (267 amino acids)
Biological process (GO): urogenital system development; embryo development; regulation of transcription by RNA polymerase II
Cellular component (GO): nucleus
Molecular function (GO): RNA polymerase II transcription regulatory region sequence-specific DNA binding; DNA-binding transcription factor activity, RNA polymerase II-specific
Source: RefSeq, a predicted model, not a curated record